AUGGGUAUCUCCCGUAAUCACUGGCAUAAGCGAAGGGCCACCGGUGGCAAGCGUGCCCAGCCGCACAAGAAGAGGAAGUUCGAGCUCGGACGACCAGCCGCCAGCACCAAGAUCGGCCCCAAGCGUGUGCACCUCGUUCGCACACGUGGCGGAAACACCAAGCACCGUGCUCUGCGCCUGGAGAACGGAAACUUUGCCUGGGCCUCGGAGCACUGCACCCGCAAGUCCCGUAUUGUCGAUGUGGUGUACAACGCCUCCAACAACGAGCUGGUGCGAACCAAGACGCUGGUGAAGAACUGCAUCGUCCUCAUCGACGGCGCGCCCUUCCGAAGCUGGUACGAGAACCACUACGCCCUGCAACUCGGUCGCAAGAAGGGAGUCAAGCUGGCUGCCCCUGAACAGGAGGCCCUCGACAAGCUGAACAAGAAGGCCGAGGAGGCCAAGUACAAGCUCCGCCAGAAGGUGGCCAAGGUGGAGGCCGCCCUCGAAGAGCAGUUUUCCGCUGGACGAGUCCUCGCCUGCCUCUCCUCCCGACCCGGCCAGGUGGGACGCGCCGACGGCUACAUUCUGGAGGGCAAGGAGCUCGAGUUCUACCUGCGUAAGAUCAAGGCCAAGAAGGGCAAAUAA
This is a messenger RNA of Rhagoletis zephyria (snowberry fruit fly), 627 nucleotides long. NCBI's taxonomy places the organism in Eukaryota, Metazoa, Arthropoda, Insecta, Diptera, Tephritidae. The record is from RefSeq and is a predicted model, not a curated record.